UUUUGAAGAGCGAGCAGCGGCUCCGGAAAUCAGAACAGGAUGAGGUGCUUCCCGCGGGUCCUCAACUGGUGCUUUGCCCUCCUUUUAAUUGGUCAUCAAAUUCAAAUUGCCCGCUGUACGCUGGCCAUUCCAACGCCAAAUCCCACGCAGGUGCCAACGCCACACACUUUCCGCUUCCAGAAUCCGCUGCAGUGCCUCAGGAACGAGUUCUACAACCUCAACCUAUUCGACUGUGUGCCCUGCAAUGAGGUCGGCGCCGGAGAUGGGGACCUCGGAAAACUGCAGCCCGACAAGUUCUCUUGCAAGUGCCCGACAGGCCACCUGUCCAUCUAUGAGCGCGGCAAGGCGUGGCCCACCUGCGAUGAGAUUUGCGCCCCGGACAGGAGCGACAACUGCACCUCGGUUUGGUUGCCACAGCCGCGACCCUCCGCUUAUUGCAGCUAUCGGUACCUCAACACCACGUCGGUCUUUGCCAGCCAGUUGCCAGUGCAUCCGCUUAUUUCCGGGAUCAUCCUCACCCAGACGAAUCCGGCGAGCAGCGUGGGCGAUUGCCAUACCUGUGAUUUGGGUCACAACUUCCGCUAUCAGGGUUUCUGCUUGGCCACCACUCUGCUCCGUCCGUAUCUGCACUACAACGCCUUCUGGCAGGCCACCACCAGCUCCAAACCGGAUGCCAGUGCACCCGGCCACUUUGGUGAUCUCAAGUUCGUGGCCUUCUUCUGCCUGACCCUUCGGAACGACACCGCCUGCCAGCAGCUGGCCAAUCUCUGCGUGCUCUCGCACUUCUCCCUGGAGAAGCAUUCGCCCUGCAGCGCCUUCCUGCUCACCCAGGUGUCGGAUGUGGUGAUGAAGUAUGCCCACUCCGGGGAACAGUCGCGCUCCCUCCAGCCUUUCCUGUUCUACAAGAAGGGGCGGGUCACCAAGGAUCUGCUCUCGAAGACACUUCAGCUGCCGGAUCGCAAGGAGCUGCGAUUGUUUAGCACCACAUUUGGCCUGGAUGGUGGACUCAAAAGGUGGGGUGCCUUCUAUCCGGAGAUGCUGAACAUGUGCCAGCAGCCGGCGCCAAGUUUGCGAUUGGCUUUACCAGAGCAGGAGUCGGAGGUCUCCUGCCAGCUGACCCUGGAGCGACUCAUUGACCUGGCCAACCAACAGGCCAACGACGAGUUCCUCACGGUCUUCCUGAACUUCAGCAGCAAUUGGCAGUUUCUGCUCCAUCAGCUGCCCGUGCUCAUCGAGACCCUGACGCCGGAGAACCAGCGUCCGCAGCAGGAGGAGUGGCAGCUGGUAAAGCGAUUCCAGUUGAUCUCCGCCACUCCGCGGGACACUCGACUCCACCAGACUUUGCCCCGCUACGAGGAUGCUCACAAGCUGCAGCAAUAUUACUCAUUGCGUUACGUGGAGGACAUGGAACUUCAUUAUACUGUGGACAAGGAUCAGCCGGAUAGAGUGGGUCUGCCCCUCAUCCGACUGCGCUAUCGGCACAUUGAGAUAGGAGCGGGAAAUGCCUCACUUUUCCAGCUUUAUCCAUUCCGCUUGAGGAUCAGUCACGAGCAGGUGAAACGGGGAUGGGAUUGGUUAGUCCUCGAGGUAGUGCUGCCGCUCCUCCUUUUGCUGGCCUUCGCAGCUGCCAUCUUCCGCCUGCAGAACUUGCGAAGAAGAAGAAAAGCCGAUCUUUGCCAGUUCAGCAGCCUUAUGGAGUUCCUCCUGCAGCUGGCCGGGAAUGUGGCCUAUGCUCUGCUGGCCACAGCACUGCUGCUCCUGCUGCUGCAGGCCUCCAGUCCACGCCUGCUGAAGAUCCUGCUCUACCCCGCCUGCCUGCUGCAGUUGCUCUUCCUGGGCGUUCAGCUGUGGCGCUCCAGCCAGCUGGAACUGUUCCUCAUCGACUGGGAGAGGCCGCGCAGCAGCUGCGAGGGGCAGCGCCUGAACCUGGACAGUUCCUCGCUCUGCUCCAGCGUGCGCACUUUCGUGGCCGAAAGCAGUGUCUCCGCCUGGCGGGUCCUCUUCACUGCCAACGCCUGGAUUCGCCUUAGUGUCAGCCAGAAGUACUCCACCCUGGGACAGGUGCUAGUGGUCAUUGCGGCCUAUCAAUUCCUGGAGAGAUUUACCAACGGGGAUCUCGGACUGCGCUGCUGUCUGCUAGCAGCCAUUUAUUUGCUCACCUAUCUGCUUCAAAUAAUAGGACACCACUUGUUCAUUGCCAAUCCCCUCCAGAAGUUCAUCGACCUGUGCAGCCUGGCCAACAUCUCAUUGUUCUCGCUGACGGAGCCCGGUUUUGGGUACUACAUUCACGGACGAUCCCCACAUGGUUUCGCCGACACGGACAUGUCCUCGAUGAUUUUGCAGCUUCAGAGGACACAGACUAUGUGUGGAAGGCGGGGGCUCCUCAUGGAUUCCGAUAAGCAGGCGUACAUCAUCCUGCCUCCCAGAAAUCUUCACAUCUACCUGGAGCGACUCCUGCUGCCCUUCCAGCGCAGCCUCACCGGCAGCCUGUCGCAGACCCUUCUCUAUCAGAAGGACAUCGUUUCCAGCAUCGAUGGCCAGAUGGAGCGCACCUCCAUCGCGUAUGCCAGCGUGAACCGCUUCUUCUGCGCCUUCAUCGAUCACGCCAUCAAGGACAUGGAUUACAUUAUCAAGGAGAAAUCACUGGUGGAGCAAUUGCUGAACUGCGAAAUUGACAACUAUAUUACGGAAAACAAGGGUACCUUCUACAUAGACGACUCCUUCAGCUUCUCUCGGGUUCUCCUUCUGGGUAACCAUUUGCACAUCUUUGUGCUGGAACUGCUCCUGCUGCUCUCGAUCUUCCUGAUGGCCUCAAACUUGCUGAUUGCAGCUGCGGCAGCUUGCGUGUUCAACUUAUUACUGCGCCAAGUGUUCCGCCAUUGGGUGCGUCGCAAUGUUUCCCGCAAGACCCUUAUCGACGAGCGAUUCCUCUUGUAGCCCCAGAGAGAGGAGCAAUAUUUGCGGGAAGACGGG
Molecule: messenger RNA, 2973 nt
Organism: Drosophila biarmipes
Lineage: Eukaryota; Metazoa; Arthropoda; Insecta; Diptera; Drosophilidae
Product: meckelin
Exons: 7
Coding region: 40-2937 (965 amino acids)
Biological process (GO): cilium assembly
Cellular component (GO): MKS complex; ciliary transition zone
Source: RefSeq, a predicted model, not a curated record